This is a messenger RNA of Pseudozyma hubeiensis SY62, 7362 nucleotides long. RefSeq names its product DNA repair protein rad8. Gene Ontology annotation, molecular function: ATP binding; methyltransferase activity; ATP-dependent chromatin remodeler activity. The record is from RefSeq and is a predicted model, not a curated record. The transcript has 2 exons. Bases 1 to 7362 code for a protein of 2453 amino acids. NCBI's taxonomy places the organism in Eukaryota, Fungi, Basidiomycota, Ustilaginomycetes, Ustilaginales, Ustilaginaceae.
AUGCUGGCGAAGCGGACUACGCCGAAAAGAGCAGCAGCAGUGACGCCGGUGAAAGGGCGCAUCACAUCGUUCUUCACGCGCCAAGCUGCUGCCGCGAGUCCUUUCCAGAAAGCAUCCCCCUCAACCGCGACCCCGACAGCGGUCGUCGCAAAAGCAUCUGCGGCAGUAGCAUCCCCGUCGAGAUCGGCGAGGUCAUCUCCUGCCAAGCCCAGCAAGCCUGUUCAGACCCUCGCUCUCUCCUCCGAUUCGAAUUCGCAGUCGGAUUCAGAAUCAGACAAUGGACUCUUUCGGGGUAGAGGGCGACGUCGCAAGGCUGCCGCCGAUAGCGAUGAGGAUUUUCAACCAGAUAGGCAUGCUGAAGUAGAUGACGAUGAUGAUGACGACGAUCUUUCCGCGGCCGAGGGCAUGGAGGCAGCGGGCGAUGGGGACAGCGACUUUUCCGACAACAUAAACGUCAGCGAGGGGCGAUCAGCAACGCCGUCGACCAGUGUUCCAGAGACACCAGCAGACCUCGAUACGGCCCAGAAUGGCUACUUUUUCGGCUCUGAUCCCUUCGUCAUGAUCGGCGAACCGAAGCCUCCCCUCAGGUCCAUCACCAACUUGCCAGAAUCCUCCUCGCAGCGGUCUCUCCGCUCAACAGGUCCGCCAGCGUACGCCCCCAAGAAGCUCUUCUCGCUCUUCGACACCAAGGCCAAGCGCAGUCACGAUGCCGUCGAGGACGAUCAAGACGACUUUCUCGAUGACGAUGACGACGACGAGGAAAAGCCGCGUAAGAAGAGCAUUGCUGCAAAAGGGAGAGCUGGGGCUGCUGUGCCUUCCUUCUCCAGCGGCAAGGGCUGGAAGUCCAAGUUUGCGCUCCAGCAUCCGUUCCGCAAGAUGCCCUUCGUUCCUUCACCCGCAGAGAUUGCCGACAUGCGCGCAAAGAUCAAGGAAAAGGCUGAGAGCAACUCGUAUCCGCCCAUCCACGAUCUGGCAGACAUCUUUGGCGAUAUGAUCGACCGCGCACCGGCCAUCCUCGAGCUCGCAAACACGCUCAAGGACCGUCCGCUUCGCGUGGCCACCAUGUGCUCCGGUACCGAGUCGCCUCUUCUCGCGCUCGAGCUCAUGUGUCGCGCCAUCCACGAAAAGCACGGCAUUCGCAUCAAGAUCGAACACGUCUUCUCCUGCGAGAUCGAACCCUUCAAGCAGGCCUACAUCGAGCGCAACUUCUCCCCUCCCAUCCUCUUCAGAGACGUCACCGAGCUGGGCGGCAAAAAGGCGCACACCGCCUAUGGUGCACUGGUCGACGUGCCUGGCGACGUUGACAUCCUCAUUGCAGGCACAUCCUGCGUCGACUAUUCGCACCUCAACAACAGCAAGAAGGGACUCAACGACGGAGGGGAGAGUGGUCGUACAUUCCGUGGCAUGCUCGAAUGGGUGAUGCGCCACCGGCCCACCCUGGUCAUCCUCGAGAACGUCAAGAACGCACCCUGGGUCGGUGUCGCCGAGACCAUCGUCGCCGAAGCUGGAUACGACGUCGGCUUCAGCAACACUUUCGACACCAAGAACUUCUACAUCCCCCACACCCGACAGCGAGGCUAUCUGCUGGCGUGCCGCAACAACAAGAACUCGCUGCCGCAGAACUGGGAGCUCAUCACCAACGCACUCAUGCGACCGGCAUCCAGUCCGCUCGACGCGUUCCUCCUGCCUACCGACGAUCCGCGGAUUCAGCGUGUACGUCGUCAGUUCGCACACGGAGAAGGUCUCAGCAAGGGCAGGUCGACCAUCGAUUGGAGCAAAUGUCAGAGCCGUCACGAGCGUGCGCGCGAUGAAGAGGAGCUCGGCAAGACACGUCCGCUCACCGCGUGGGAAGAGGGAGGAACCUGCAAAAUGUCACACGACGGCUGGAACGAAUGGGCUGUCCGUCAACCGGAGCGCGUCACGGAUCUGCUCGACAUCACCACACUGCGCUUCGCGGCUGUGGGUCAGGAUCCGAUCUACAAGUCCAAGAUUUGGGAGCUGUCGCAGAACGUCGACCGCAACGUCGCUGCGUCUCGACCGGGAAUCGCUCCGUGCCUCACGCCCUCGGGCAUCCCCUUCCUCACGUCGCGCGGUGGUCCGCUGAUUGGCUUGGAAGCGCUCUCACUACAAGGCUUGCCGCUCGACGAGCUGCUACUCACCAGAGAGACGGAUGAUCAGCUGCAGGAUCUGGCAGGUAAUGCGAUGAGUUCCACCGUGGUCGGUGCAUGUGUGCUCGCUGCCUUGCUUGUCGGCAUGGACGAUUUGCGCGAGGACGGCGCCAAGAGGAAGGCGGCAAAGACGUCCAGCGACCAAGAUAGGAAGGAAGAGCAGAAGGCCGCCAGCGAUGUGGUCGAGAAGGUCGUGGAUCAAGACACGAGUACCAUCGCACACGACGAGCUUCUGGCGUCGCAGCAGCUCGAUCUCACUUCCAGCGAGACCGUCUCGAUGCCCGAGCUCCUCAGCGCAGCGGUCAACAGCGCCCAAUUGUGCAGCUGUGAGGGCCGCAGCCGCGUUGUUGAUGUCCCCGUCCAUCGGUGCGCCGAGUGCGACCACACAGCCUGCGAGACGUGCAAAGGACGACCUGUUCACAAAUUUGUCCCCGAUACCUUGGCGCGAUGCUCCCCGGACGAAUUCGCACCUUUGCUGAAAGCAGCUCUGCCGAUGCGCCUCGAGGCUCGAGGCUUGACCUCGCAGCUCGUCUCGUCGCUCAUGAAGGACCUGUCCUUCCAAAGCGACUCGUUGGCGAAAAGGUGGAGCGCUCGUGUUGUCGAGGUGCUUGGAUCUGCCGAGUUCCGCUUCCGGACCUUGCUACGUCAGAGGGUCUGGCAGGCGCAGUUCGCUGCGCCAGGCGCACGACUCGAUCUGCUUCUGGAUCCCGUCGAGCCGCACUGGCGCAUGCUCGUGGAUCCUGCGGUCGACGAGCCUGCGGGCAGUCCUCUGCGCAAGCUGCUCGUGCAGCCCGUCGCCCGCAUGCCUCUCGACUCCAAGGCCAAGAAUGUCGACCUCCUGCACGGACAGUGGCAGUUGUGUCUGCCUUCCACCACGGUCACGACCGUUUCGAUUCGCAGCGCAGGUCAGCAAGUGCAGACGUGGCAAAGCGCCAUGGGUCUUGGCGGAAAGUCGGCGGACAAGCUGCGCUACUCGGAGAUGCACGUCACCGUCCCCCAAGAUGCACGCGAUCUGCUCGAUGCCGACGUCGAGGGCGCCUACGACCUUCUCGAGCAGUGUGGCACGGCUUGCGGCGCGCUCCACGUGCAUCGAGGCGACCGAGACUCGGCCAACCACCGCCGUCUGUUUCUCUUUAUCGACACGGAUCGGUUCAAGGCUCAGUCCGCCGACCGCUUCGUCUUCUCCACGGACACUUCGCGUUGGCCUUACCCGCUCGAACGUGUCUCGGUGGCACAGCUCGAGCCCGGCUGGCGUCCGACGCUGGCUGAGCCCGGCAAGGAGGAGGUCGUGGAAAAGGUCAGAAUGACCAUAUCGGGUGCUUGGCGCAAGAUCGAAGCCUUCACCGUCCGUGCCGGCUCCGGCGUCGAUGGCAAGAUGGCCAUCCCCAAACAAACGUACGAUCUCGAUCUCAGGCAAGAGGACUGCACUUCUUCGGUCGCCUUGCUUACGUGCGAGGCGCCCGUAUUGGGCCGAGGCAUGGAUCGCAUUUGGCCGGCCGACGGCGUCUGGGGACAAGUGGAUCUGCUGCACAAGACCAACACUACCUUUGGCCACCUGGCUUGGCUUGUCGAGCGAUUGCCCGAUAUUGACGCGCUGGAUAACUGGAUGUCGGCGAAGCACGAUCCGUUCGACUGGGCCACCGCCAACUGUGCACGAUGUGCGCCUUCCGAACCCGACAUUCAGUGGCUGGCGAUCCCCGGCAAACCCGUCGUCCCCGUCGAGAACACGAUGCAGGCCGGACCGUACGAGCAGGCGCUCAAGAACCGACCCUCGCCCUUUGUCGUCCAGCUGCGCCUGAAGGACGACGUUGCGCAGGUCCGCUUCGGUCUCAACGCCGCCACGCUGAUGCACCGCGCCGUGUCGCGACUUCCGCCAUCCAAGAAUGCUGGCGCAGUCGAGCUUUCGUGGCGCCUCACGAAGCUCGAUUGCUCCAUCGACAUGUUCAAGCUGCCUCGCUACUCGCUGCGCAGCAACCGACAGGAUGCCGAAGCGUCCACUCCCGAGUUGUUCGCUUUGCAACUUCGACGCGAACAGAAACGAUCGCUCACGUGGAUGCUCGAACAGGAGCAGGCUGAUGUGCAGCCUUUCCACGAGGAGGAGAUCUCGGAAGGCUUGCUGGACCCGCUAGGCUGGCGUGCAGAGGGUCGCGCCGUGCGACCCGUCACCGUCCGUGGAGGUGUUCUGGCCGACGCUGUCGGUUACGGCAAGACGUGCAUCUCGCUCGCACUGAUCGCCUCGUCCCCUCACCGUCACGAGCUGCCGGCGCUCCCCGCCGGCGAAGACAGCAACUACAUCCCUACCCGCGCCACGCUCAUCAUCGUUCCCGGCCACCUGUGCAAGCAGUGGGAGAAGGAAAUCCGCAAGUUCUGCGGCAAGAAACUCACCGUCCGCGUCAUCACGUCCAAGAUGGAGCUCAACAAGCUGACGGUGCGGAACGUCCUCAAUAGCGACAUCCUGAUCAUGUCGGUCACCGUGUACAAGUCGGACGCGUACUGGGAGACGUUGGCCUCGAUCGCGGCUUCGAACCCUCUUCCCAACCGUGCCGGUCGAUUCUUCAAUGCGGCGCUCAAAAAGUCCCUCGAGGCGCUCAAGAACCGUGUGCGGGAGUUGAAUGGCGAAGACGGCGGUGUCAAGCAGUUGCAGCGCUCGAUUCGGGAUAAGCCUGAUUUCGACGACUCGCAUUUGGCGACGCACAAGGCGAGGAGCCGGUUGAAGGGCAAAGCUUACAUGGAUGCCAACGCUGUCGAUGGCAAGGACGAUGAGAGCGAAGACGACGAUGACGACUCGGAUCUCAGGGCGGCAGCCAAGAAGGGCGCCAAGAGCAAGGCGCUGCCAAAGGAGUUGCAGUCGAGCAACAAGAAGGAUCCCGAUCCGUGGGGGCUUUCCUCGUCGCUCGUGCAACGCGAUUGGCACAACAUGACCUGCCCGCCACUCGAGAUGUUCAUGUGGAACCGUGUCAUCGUGGACGAGUUCCACUACAUCGGCGAAGCCAUGGACCGCACCCUGGCAGGCGUCACGAGUCUCCAAGCGCGUUCCAAGUGGAUUCUCUCCGGCACUCCGCCCACCGCCGACUUUGCCGACGUCAAGAGCAUCGCCGUCUUUCUCAACGUCCACCUCGGCGUCGACGACGACGCCGACACCACCAAGGACUCGGUGCGCAAGGCGCGCGAGAAGAUGCGCACGGCGGCGGAGAAGUUCAACAACUUCCGCGAGAUGCACUCGCCCGCCUGGCACCAUCGACGUCAGGAGGUGGCGCAGCGGUUCCUGGAUCGGUUCGUGCGCAGCAACGAGCCGGAAAUCGGCGAGCUGCCGAGCCAGCAGCUCAUCAAACCGAUCCGUCUGCCUGCUGCCGAGUCGGCGCUGUACCUCGAGCUGGCGCAUGCGAUCGAGAACCUGGAUCUGCGACACCAGCGCAAAGUUUUCAAAGCGCGUCCGAAGGCCAAGGCAAAGAUCACUGCAGCUAAAGCAAAGUCGGGGCAAGACUUUAUCGACGACGACGAUCUGGACUCGGACGACUCGGACGGCGGAAAGAAGAAGAAGCCCAAGAAAGCCGCGGCCAAGGAGGUCAAGCGCAAGCAAGGCGAUCCGCAACUCGAGAUGAGCCAUCGCGAUCAGCGCCUCAUCGACACGCUCGGCAGCUCGGCCUCACCCGAAGAGGCUCUUCUCAAGCGUGCUUCCGUCUACGACGACUUUGCCGGCGUCGAUCUCGACGCCAUGCAGGGCGUCGACAACGCCAUCAAGGCGUGCGAGUACAUCGCGUUUGCGGAUUACGUGCGCAACGCGCACAACGCGGCCUGGGGAGAUCGCGAGUCGAAGCGCAUGGUGCGGGAGAUCCUGGAUGCGGCCAACUGUACGAUGAACAGCGUCAUGAGGGCGGCUGCCAAGGCGCACUUUGCGCCCGCGGGUAAGCUGCAGGCUGCGCUCAAGAGACGUGCCAAGGAACGUGCUGCGUCGGAGAAGGGUGGCGGUGGGGACGACGAUGGUAAGAAGGCCAAGGUGGAUCCGAAGGCAGCGGCUUGGGCGGAAGAGUAUCACCUGCGAGCGAUGGUGCACCAGCUGACGCGGUUGCGAAACGAGCUGGUGGGACGUGUCAACGCGCUGCGCUUCUUCACCACGAUCCGCGACUGCCAGCGUGCGCACCUCGAAGGUCUCAAUCUCAAAGUCGUCUGUCCUGGAGGGAGCAAGUGCAAGCACGCUGGCCGGCCUGUGCCGCUGAGCGAGGUGAGCAUCAGUUCCACGUGCGGACACACCGGAUGCCGCGAGUGCAUCCUGCGGGAAGCGUACAUCGGCAAGUGUCCCACGCUCGACUGCGCCGCCCUCGCCAAACCUACCUCCAUCGUUCAAGCCUCGUCGCUCGGCGCGGAGGACGACGGCAAAGCCACCCGCUACGGUACAAAGCUCGCCCUGCUCUGCGCACUCCUCCACCGCUUACCCAGCACCGAACGAGCGCUCGUGUUCUGCCAGUUCGAAACGCUCACCGCUACCGUCGCCGAAGCGCUCUCCGCGUACAACAUCUCCUUCGUCCAGCUCACGGGCACCGCCAAACGACGCUCCGACCUGCUCGAAGCGUACCAAGAAGAUUCCGGCGCCCGCGUGGUGCUCCUCAAUGUGGAAGACGAAUCCGCCGCCGGCUCGAACCUCACCGUCGCCAACCACGUCAUCUUUGUCGGUCCGCUGCUCAAGCACGAGCUGCAGCAGUACGACGCCACCAUGACCCAAGCCAUCGGUCGAUGUGUGAGGUACGGUCAGCUGAAAAAGGUGCAUGUGUGGAGGUUGGUGAGUAUGGAGACGAUCGAUCAGGAGGUGUUGGAGCGGAGGGAGAGGUUCAAGUUUGUAGCUGCAGAGGAGAACGUGGAGGAGGAGAGGGAGAGAGUGGUGGAAGGGGUGAAUGGGGAGAUGAUGAAGGGUACGUUGGUGGUGGAGGAGUUGGAGCGGGAGUUUGCAAAGGCAUUGGGUGGAGGGCUUGUGCUGCAGGAUGUGGGGGAGAGUGGGAAGGGGAAGAGGAAGCGUGGUGAAGAGGAGAUGGGGAAGGGGAGGACGCAGCAGCAGAAGAAACGAAAGCAGGUCGAGAGCGAUGAUGAUGACGACGACGUUGAGGUUCUCGAAGACGCGAGUACGCCGGCGAAACGUCGACGCGGUGGUGGCAGAGCAAAGGCUGUCCUCGUGUCGGACGAGGACGAGGACAGCGAGUAG